Molecule: messenger RNA, 826 nt
Organism: Arachis duranensis
Lineage: Eukaryota; Viridiplantae; Streptophyta; Magnoliopsida; Fabales; Fabaceae
Product: cold-regulated 413 plasma membrane protein 1
Exons: 4
Coding region: 110-712 (200 amino acids)
Cellular component (GO): membrane
Source: RefSeq, a predicted model, not a curated record
AGGAUGCUUAUAAUAAUAACUUUUUAGUAUUAUUGCCACCACCUAUAAUAUCUAUAACUGUUUGACUUUUCCAUUCAUAAAAUUUCUUCUUGAUUUGAUUCAAAAGGAUAUGUGGAAGGGAUCAAUGGCUUUUCAAGAUGAAGCAGCAGCAAAAUUGCUUAGCUCUGAUCUCAUGGAGCUGAGUUUGGCUGUUCACAAGCUUGCUGAUCAUGCCAUCAAGCUUGGUGGUUUAGGCUUUGGAGCUUCCUUUUUUGGAUUGAUUGCUGCCAUUGCUGCUAUUUACUUGUUGAUUUUGGACCGUACAAAUUGGAAGACAAACAUUCUUACAGCACUACUCAUUCCAUAUAUUUUUUUCAGCCUGCCUUCAAUUAUUUUUGGUGUAUUCAGGGGAGAAAUUGGAAAAUGGAUUGCCAUUAUUGCUGUUGUUCUAAGGCUUUUCCUUCCAAAACACUUCCCUGAUUGGUUGGAACUGCCUGCUGCAUUGAUUCUUCUUAUUGUUGUUGCACCAUCUCUAAUUGCAAGCACUUUCAGAAACAACAUUGUUGGUGUGGUAGUAUGCCUAAUCAUAGCAUGUUAUUUGCUGCAAGAACACAUUAGAGCCUCUGGUGGAUUCAGAAACUCUUUCACCAAAGCCCAUGGCAUAUCCAAUUCUGUUGGCAUAAUCCUUCUCUUGGUUUAUCCCAUUUGGGCCCUGGUGGUUAUCCUCUUUUAGGAACAUACCAGAAAAAAUCUGUGUAAAUUGAACUAUUUUGUCUUUUGCAUCAUUCAUUUGUUGAACUUCAUUACUUCAUGGCUCAUUUGUGUAUGACCUAUAUAGUUUGUAUCA